Molecule: messenger RNA, 1042 nt
Organism: Sciurus carolinensis (gray squirrel)
Lineage: Eukaryota; Metazoa; Chordata; Mammalia; Rodentia; Sciuridae
Product: histone H4
Exons: 1
Coding region: 10-321 (103 amino acids)
Biological process (GO): nucleosome assembly
Cellular component (GO): nucleosome
Molecular function (GO): protein heterodimerization activity; DNA binding; structural constituent of chromatin
Source: RefSeq, a predicted model, not a curated record
UCUUGCAGAAUGUCAGGUCGCGGAAAAGGAGGCAAAGGCCUGGGCAAGGGUGGCGCCAAGCGCCACCGCAAGGUGCUGCGCGACAACAUCCAGGGCAUCACCAAGCCCGCCAUCCGCCGCCUGGCCCGCCGCGGCGGCGUCAAGCGCAUCUCCGGCCUCAUCUACGAGGAGACGCGCGGGGUGCUCAAGGUCUUCCUGGAGAACGUCAUCCGCGACGCGGUCACCUACACGGAGCACGCCAAGCGCAAGACGGUCACGGCCAUGGACGUGGUCUACGCGCUCAAGCGCCAGGGCCGCACGCUCUACGGCUUCGGCGGCUGAGCGUCCAGGUUUUCACCUUCGCUUACGAAUCUCAACCAAAGGCCCUUUUCAGGGCCGCCCACGCCCGCUGAGGGGCCGCAGCACUGACCGGUCGCUGUCGCUUGGGAGCCCGCGGCCCGGCCUGGGGCGCGCGUUCUCGGGUUUGGUUCCAGCUGGGCCGAAGCAGGUCCUUCCUGGACAUUUUGGUUCAGAUGUGGGUGAUGGACGUACGAGGAGCCCCAGGCCUGGGCCUUAUCUUGGACGUAGUCCCCACGGAGCAGCAAGUCAGUAAUUGCGUCGCUAUUGGGAUCUCGGGGAUCUUUCUUUUAGGUCCCUUGGGGAUAGGCAGUAGGGACGUAGGGAAAGUAGUGGGUCCAUGGAAGCUAUCAAAGCAUUGCACGAGGUGGGGUUUCAGAGCUCAUGUAAGGUGAGGAAGCUCAACGCCGUCGCCAGCCCAGAAGGAUUAUUAAAGUUGUCCUUACAAGACAGAAAACCUCCCAACGGAGGGUACGUGCUUAGGAACCCGAAGCCAUCCACUGGGGGGCUCUGUCCCCCAGCUCCCUGGGACAAGGGGCCCGCCUCGGCCAUCUCGCGACUCCGAGCUGGGAAACCUAUCUAGUACUCACCAUGUUUUGUCUAUCGUACACCCUGUAAGUUAUACCUAAACAUUACUUUAACCCCUUUACCUGGUUGCCUGUGAUGGUCUUCACGUUCUGGUUUAAUGUUUAAUAAUAAAACUUUA